AAGUCCUCACCCGCCCGCCGGGACUCCGUCUCCCCAGCCCGGGUGGAGGCGCGUCCUGGGGGAUGGGGGGCGCAGCCCUCCUGCUCCUGCUCGCGGUGGCCGCGGCCCCGAGGGAGACCCGGGCGGGCCCCCACUCCCUGAGGUUUUUCCACACCGCGAUGUCCCGGCCCGGCCUCGGGGAGCCCCGCUUCAUCUCCGUGGGCUACGUGGACGACACGCAGGUCGACCACUUCGACAGCGACUCUCCUGGCGGGAGCUUGGAGCCGCGGGCGCCCUGGGCGGGGCAGGUGGGGCAGGAGGAGCAGGAGGAGUGGGACAGGAGGACGCAGAUGCUAAGGGACAUGACACAGUGGUACCGAGAGCAGCUGGACUCCCUGCGCGGCCUCUACAACCAGAGCGAGACCGGGUCUCACACCUUCCAGGGUAUGUAUGGCUGCGACAUGGGGCCCGACGGGCGCCUCCUCCGCGGGUACAGUCAGUUCGCCUACGACGGCACCGAUUUCAUCGCCCUGAACGGGGACCUGCGCUCCUGGACCGCGGUGGACACGGCCGCUCAGAUCACCCGGAGCAAGUGGGAGGCCCAGGGUGAGGCAGAGAGAUUCAAGAACGAUUUGGAGAACAAGGACUUGAGGUGGCUGCUCAGAUUCCUGGAGUCCGGGAAGGAGACUCUGCAGCGCACGGAUCCCCCAAAGACACACGUGACCCACCACCCCACCUCUGAGCAUGAUGUCACCCUGAAGUGCUGGGCCCUGGGCUUCUACCCUGCGGACAUCACCCUGACCUGGCAGCAAGAUGGGGAAGACAUGACCCAUGACACAGAACUGGUGGAGACCAGGCCUGGGGGGGAUGGAACCUUCCAGAAGUGGGCGGCUGUGGUUGUGCCUUCUGGAGAGGAGCAGAGAUACACGUGCCAUGUGCAGCAUGAGGGGCUGCUGGAGCCCCGAGUCCUGAGAUGGGUGCCCCCUUCUCAGUCCUCCUCCCCCACUGCGGGCAUCAUUGCUGGCCUGGUUCUCCUUGGAGCUGUGCUCACUGGAGCUGCCGUGGAUGCAGCUGUGAUGUGGAGGAAGAAGCGCUCAGGUGGAAACGGAGGAAGCUACACUCAGGCUGCAGAGUGGUGUCUGCAGGGUCACGGCACAGAGGGGCUGUCAGCAGCCUGGAGGUGUGAGCAGGCCUGACUGACACGCCUACAGGGAGUGGGGCCCUGGACCCCCAGAAUCAGUCCCCAGGGCUGGUCCUCGAGGGCAGCACAGGCCUUGCUCUGCCCUCCUCUUGGCGCCUAGUAUUGGUGGAGUUGAGGAUGAUGUUCUGGCUCAGGAAAUGGGGGCCUUCUCCAAACAUCUGUCUUCUCUUCAUCUCUCUCCUUCAUCAGCCCGAGUAUGUGUGUUUGAGUCACACCAGCCCUGCACGGACAGGAAAAGGCCCAAAACGAGUAAUUUACUGGUCAGUUAUAGAGUCAACCCCUCUGCAGUUCUACCAGGAGAAAACAGAGACUCUCCCAGCCCCCAGCCAGAGCCCGUGUCACCCACACAGACCUUCUCCCGGCAGUGUCCCCGAUGCUGCCCAUCCUGGCCCACACUUCCUGGUGCCCCCACCACUCCUUUUGGGCCCCAUCCCCUAGUCCCCAUUUUCAUCCUCUGCUCCAUUUCCAGGAGCCUCCCCAUCUUCCAAGUCAUGCCCUGGGAACUCUCCUCUGUCCGUCCCUCAUUCAAGGUGGUGAACUUUAAAAUAUAUAUAUUUAUUUAUUUUCUUAC
Messenger RNA from Talpa occidentalis (Iberian mole), 1751 nucleotides. RefSeq names its product class I histocompatibility antigen, Gogo-B*0201 alpha chain-like. The transcript is spliced from 7 exons. The record is from RefSeq and is a predicted model, not a curated record. Gene Ontology annotation, cellular component: external side of plasma membrane. NCBI's taxonomy places the organism in Eukaryota, Metazoa, Chordata, Mammalia, Eulipotyphla, Talpidae. Gene Ontology annotation, molecular function: peptide antigen binding; signaling receptor binding. Gene Ontology annotation, biological process: antigen processing and presentation of endogenous peptide antigen via MHC class I via ER pathway, TAP-independent; positive regulation of T cell mediated cytotoxicity; antigen processing and presentation of endogenous peptide antigen via MHC class Ib. Bases 63 to 1175 code for a protein of 370 amino acids.